GCGCCGCGCCUGGGCUCCAGUCGGCGACUUGGCGACCUGGGCCGAGGGCCCCGAAGAAGACGCGAUGGCGGCGACAGGAGGUCAGCCGCCAGGGCUGGAGGAAGGUGCAGCCACGGUGGCGGCGGGAGGUGGUGCUCAAGCCGCGGUGGCGGCGUCGCGAGCAGACUUGGACGCGCUGCCCGUGGCGCAGUCGUUCAAGCUGAACAGCAUCGCUCUGAAGUGGGUCAGGGACACCGCAGAGAACCCCCCAGGGUUUCCAGUGACCCCGUGCGCCGACAUCACCGACUCGGACCCUAUGUACGUAGGCGUGCUCGAGCGCACCACGGGAAUGGCAUGCAGCUUUAGGGGGGGCGGAGAGACGCAGCCAUGGUCAUGGCGGCAGACGUUGGCAGCGCCGAAGCCAGACGUGAAGGACAAGGCUCUGGGAUCUGAUCCCGCGGUGGGUAUCGCGCGCAUCAUGUGCCAGACCGUCGCCGCGCACGACCACAAGCGCUGGCGCGCCGCGCUUCACGUGGGAAGGCCAUUCGACAAAGGUGCUCCCGUUCCCGCGUGGGACUUCCACGUGUACCGCGCCGACAACGUCGUCACGAGGUUCCACGCAAGCCUGGCGAACAACAGAGUGGAGGUUGCCACCGUCGGAAGUGGCCUCGUCCUGCCUCGCCCGCCAGCGGCGGAGAAGGGCAAGUCAGAUGGUCCAGGCACGUACAGGGCAAAGACUGCAGGGAACUACGACGCCUCGUACCGCGGCACUGGGGUCGCGGCGCAGGCCGACGCCGAGGGAUCCGCGGUGGCGGAGCCAGGGGAUGCCCAGCAAGAAGCAACCGCGCAGGCCGCCGCGUCGGGGCCUGCGUCGCACGCCGCUGCGGGAGAAGGGGCUGAGCAGGCAGACUGGUGGGGGGUCCUAGAGCCCGCCUGGUGGGAGGCGAAGCAGGAGCGCACCUCGGCCGCGGGUGGUGCGUCGAGCGGCGCAGAGUGGUGGAGCGGCGCAGACUGGUGGAGCAAGGGGGAGUGGAAGGACAGCGGCGGAGACUGGAAGGACAGCAGCGACAACAAGUGGUCCCGCGGCGGAGACUGGAAGGACAGGGGCCAUGGCAAUGGCCAGGGUGGCGCCAGCAGUUCCGCCGCAGGCGGGGCAGCUUCGGCAGCCGAGGCUUCCACGGAGGAGAAGGAGCAGUCGAAGAAGUGGGGGUGGUGGCAGUGA
Prorocentrum cordatum is the source of this 1201-nucleotide messenger RNA. Lineage: Eukaryota; Dinophyceae; Prorocentrales; Prorocentraceae. The record is from the annotation of a GenBank genome assembly.